Molecule: messenger RNA, 2985 nt
Organism: Pungitius pungitius (ninespine stickleback)
Lineage: Eukaryota; Metazoa; Chordata; Actinopteri; Perciformes; Gasterosteidae
Product: Transitional endoplasmic reticulum ATPase
Exons: 19
Coding region: 259-2685 (808 amino acids)
Biological process (GO): autophagosome maturation; mitotic spindle disassembly; retrograde protein transport, ER to cytosol
Cellular component (GO): cytosol; VCP-NPL4-UFD1 AAA ATPase complex; nucleus
Molecular function (GO): ATP binding; ATP hydrolysis activity; polyubiquitin modification-dependent protein binding
Source: RefSeq, a predicted model, not a curated record
UAUUCGUCUAUAUCUGUCCUGGGACUCAGGCCAAGGCAUAGGAGGAAACAUGAAAGACUAAGACUCCGAACGUCAGUGCUCCAGGAAACACCAAAACCACAGCAGGCCAGCUCAGAUCUGGAAGGACUUGAAACCGCCGGCAUCGAUCACGGCCAAAAUCAGACCAGACCAGAGCGGCUCCUGAAUGUAACGCUGCAAAGUGACGGAGCAGAUCUCGUGCACACGUUUGAGGGUCUAACGAGAUAAAGGAGAUCAGUCAUGCCAGGCUCAGGAGGAGCAGACUCAAAGGGAGAAGAUUUCUCCACUGCCAUCCUGAAGCACAAACACAGACCUAACAGACUCAUCGUGGACGAAGCUCUCAGUGAAGACAGCAGCACUGUCAGCCUGUCACAGAAUAAAGCGGAGCAACUGCAGCUCUUCCGGGGGGACGCGGUGGUGUUGAGAGGGAAAAAGCGCCGUCAGACGGCGUGCAUUGUCCUGAAUGACGACACUUGCGGGAAUGAAAGAAUACGCAUGAACCGCGUGACGCGCAGCAACCUGCGUGUCCGACUCGGCGAUGUCAUCAGCAUCCAUGCCUGCCCUGACAUCACGUACGGGACAAAGAUCCAUGUCCUCCCUCUAGAUGACACCAUCGAGGGCCUGACGGGAAACCUCUUUGAUGUUUUCCUCAAACCCUAUUUUCAGGAGGCUUACCGGCCCAUACAUAAAGGUGACAUCUUCCUCGUGAGGGGGAGCAUGCGGGCGGUGGAGUUCAAGGUGGUGGAGACUGACCCCGGGGAAUUCUGCAUCGUUGCCCCGGACACUGUCAUCUACUGCGAGGGGGAGCCAAUCAAAAGAGAGGAUGAAGAGGAGAGCCUAAACGAAAUAGGCUACGACGACAUCGGAGGCUGUCGGAAGCAGCUUGCCCAAAUCAAAGAGAUGGUGGAGCUUCCUCUGAGACACCCCGGCCUUUUUAAGGCGAUAGGAGUUAAGCCCCCCAGAGGUAUCCUGCUGUACGGCCCUGCAGGCACAGGCAAGACCCUGGUGGCCCGGGCUGUAGCCAAUGAAACUGGUGCCUUCUUCUUCCUCAUCAAUGGUCCUGAGAUCAUGAGUAAGCUGGCAGGAGAGUCAGAGAGCAACCUAAGAAAAGCUUUUGAGGAGGCGGAGAAAAACGCUCCCGCCAUCAUCUUUAUUGACGAGUUGGACGCCAUCGCUCCCAAGAGAGAGAAGACCCAUGGUGAAGUGGAGAGACGUAUAGUCUCCCAGCUCCUGACCCUGAUGGAUGGCCUAAAGCAAAGAGCUCAUGUGGUCGUCAUGGCAGCUACAAACCGACCGAAUAGUGUAGACCCUGCCCUGCGACGCUUUGGCAGGUUUGACCGCGAGAUUGACAUCGGAAUCCCUGAUUCGAUUGGUAGACUGGAGAUUCUGCAGAUUCACACCAAAAACAUUAAAAUGACUGGCGACAUCGACCUGGAGAGGAUUGCUGCAGAGACCCACGGCCACGUGGGCGCCGACGUGGCUGCUUUGUGCUCAGAAGCUGCUCUGCAAGCAAUCCGCAAGAAGAUGACCCUCAUAGACCUGGAGGACGAAUGCAUCGACGCUGACCUGCUGGACUCGAUGGCUGUCACCAUGGACGACUUCCAGUGGGCUCUGAGUCAGAGCAACCCUUCAGCUCUGAGAGAAACCAUCGCAGAGGUGCCUCAGGUGAACUGGGCCGAUGUCGGAGGACUGGACGAGGUCAAGAGAGAGCUGCAGGAGCUUGUUCAGUACCCAGUUGAGUAUCCGGACAAGUUCCUGAAGUUUGGUAUGACUCCAUCUCGUGGGGUAUUGUUCUACGGCCCUCCGGGCUGCGGGAAAACGCUGCUGGCUAAAGCUAUCGCCAACGAGUGCCAGGCAAACUUUAUUUCUAUCAAAGGACCGGAGAUGCUCACCAUGUGGUUUGGAGAAUCUGAGGCAAAUGUCCGAGACGUGUUUGAUAAGGCCAGACAGGCAGCCCCCUGCAUCUUGUUUUUUGACGAGUUAGACUCCAUUGCCAAAUCCAGAGGAGGCGGAGGUGGGGAUGGGAGUGGUGCAGCUGACAGAGUCAUUAACCAGAUACUCACGGAGAUGGACGGCAUGUCGGACAAAAAAAACGUUUUCAUUAUUGGUGCCACAAACAGACCGGACAUCAUCGACUCAGCCAUCCUGCGGCCGGGCCGCUUGGACCAGCUCAUCUACAUCCCACUCCCAGACAAACCAUCUCGCUCCGCAAUCCUAAACGCCAACUUGCGCAGGUCCCCCGUUGCACAAGAUGUGAACCUGGACUACCUGUCUGGCAUCACAGAGGGUUUCUCCGGAGCCGACCUGACAGAGAUCUGCCAGCGGGCCUGUAAGCUGGCCAUCCGGGAGGCCAUCGAGGCUGAGCUCAGGACCGAGCGUCAGAGAGAGAACAAACCAGACAUCCCCAUGGACGACGACUUUGAUCCAGUCCCGGAGAUCAGGAAGGACCACUUUGAAGAGGCGAUGCAAUAUGCUCGUCGCUCUGUCAGUGACAAUGACAUCCGCAAAUAUGAAAUGUUUUCUCAAACUCUGCAGCAGAGCCGAGGAUUUGGAGACUUCAGGUUCCCCUCUGCUACUGGUACCCGGUCAGGAGAUCAGGGGUCAGGCUCUGGUUCAGAGAGGCCAAAUCUGUCGAGAGAGGAAGGAAAUGAGGAUCUCUAUCAGUGACAAAAAAGCUCACCAUAAAGUUGACCAGCUGCAAAGGGUUAUGCUUUUCAACUGCUGUACCUGGCUUCCUUACUGAAAUGAUGAACAAGGGAAGAGGAAAUAGCAAGAUACAAACUUGGAGACACCAUAGUAAUAAUAAGCAUGAAAAAAACAUGAAUCUAAAAUGUACGUCUAGUGUUGAAUUUCUAUUAUAAUUAUAUAUAAAGAAUACAACAAGAGAUAUGUGGGUUUUCAUGAACAUUAUGUAAGUUCCGUGUUGUGUGAGUUCAAAAUGUCACAAAUAAAUACAUUAAAAUGGCA